AUGCAUGACCCAAACGCGUAUUACGCGUUUAACGCAGAGGAGGAUCCUGAUCAAGGCGCAGUCCAGGACAUCGCAACUUUCGCCAUGGUCAAGCCAAAGAAUCAGGAACGCCUCCAGUUCAACGGUAAAGGACCCACAACCAAGCUAUCCAACGGCGUUUCGGUAUAUGGCGGACCAGAAGUGGUUAGGCGUCUUCAACGAGUAGUAGAGACUUUCCCAAGCAUCUGGACAAGCAAGGAGCUCGUGAACAUACCCAUAUCUCAGUGGAUGAGGAUUCGAUUGAAACCCGGCUGGGAGGACCAAGUCAAACAGGAAGCACGCCGCUACAGCCUGGCGAAACCAGAUGAGAAAGCAGUUGAUAGGGUGUUUAAUGGUCUCCAUGAGCACAACUACAUGGGAUGGACGGAUACGCUGACGCCGUCGGGGUCUCCAGUAUUUGUUGCAAAGAAGGUGGUCGAUCCAAAGUUGGACCAUGAAUACCAGGGAAAGUAUCAAUCGGCGAUUGACUUGUUCGGGCUUGACAAAGCCAAUGACCUGUUGCCAGAAAACAAGGGCGUCAAGACCCGCGUGGUUGUGGACCUCCGACGCAAGAACGCAAUGGCAAUUCCAGAUGUAUACCUUUUGCCAACGCAGCAGGACAUACUGUCAGCAGUCGCAGGAUGCCUUUACCUCUCAGUUGCGGACGCAACGGCCAUGUUCUACCAGUGGCCAGUGCACCCUGACAGUUACCAGCAUACGGGCGUGGUCUCCCACCGAGGGCAGGAGUUUUUCAAAGUCUGCAUCAUGGGAUUCCUGAACUCGGUGCCCCACGUCCAGAGACAUGUGGACAAUUAUUUCCGGGCGAUGCGAAAGUUCUUACGGGCCUACAUUGAUGAUUUGUCUGCUUUAGUCACACUCUGGAUGACCAUGAGCAGCACCUCUAUCAGUUUUUCAAGAAGUGCACGGAACUGA
Molecule: messenger RNA, 951 nt
Organism: Aspergillus calidoustus
Lineage: Eukaryota; Fungi; Ascomycota; Eurotiomycetes; Eurotiales; Aspergillaceae
Source: the annotation of a GenBank genome assembly